This is a messenger RNA of Sparassis crispa, 3783 nucleotides long. RefSeq lists its product as hypothetical. The record is from RefSeq and is a predicted model, not a curated record. Lineage: Eukaryota; Fungi; Basidiomycota; Agaricomycetes; Polyporales; Sparassidaceae. Gene Ontology annotation, molecular function: histone binding. Gene Ontology annotation, biological process: DNA damage checkpoint signaling; positive regulation of transcription by RNA polymerase II. The transcript has 5 exons. Gene Ontology annotation, cellular component: nucleus. The coding region runs from base 1 to 3783 and encodes 1260 amino acids.
AUGACUUUAGUGAACGGAAUUGAUGAACCUAGUGGCGAAUCCCAAGCAACGCAGUUGCUGGAAAAUAUAUUGCGUCGCGAUGUUACGACUGGCCCGAGCAGGGAUGAUCCUGGCGCUUCCCGCCGCACAGAGGACGAGACAUUAAUCCAUGACUCCCAUUCAUCAGAUGCCAGCACUCGCAACACUGUUCCACAGUAUCAUUUUCAUGGUCUCGCUGCGACGCAGACCGAUUCUCAGGGCGAAGCUCAACCCGAAGGCGCAGAUUCUCAAAAAGAAAAUUCUCUUGCAUCGUGGGACAGGGACAGGCUCCUGGUUACUCCAGGUUCCCCGACUUCUCCAUCAGCUGCGUGUGCGCCAACGACAACAUCCAGUAAGCCUACUUCGGCCUCUGGAAGCUCCGACCUUUUUCGAUCCACGUUCGUCACAGCAAAUAAUACGAAUGCCACUGCUCGUCCAGCAGUUCCGCCUGUUGUAUCGCGGGGCCCCUUCAAUAAUCCCAACUUGAGCACAAAACCUCUCAAGGUGGUCUCCUUCCGGUCUCCUAUCGCGUCUCCGCAGGCUGCGCCACAACCUAAUGCCGCAUGCACGCAUACCCCAUUGUUUACAUCUGAACGCCAGAGAUCUCCAUCACCAGCCUCUCAAAGUUCCUUUCCCAGUAUCCACUCUUACCAAGAUCCAGAUAAAGCCAUUGUUGAGAGUACAAAAGCCUUCCAUAUCCCAUUGACAGAGCUGGGUGAGCCCAGCUUAAAAAACUCACGACAUCCUUAUACUCCCUUCCAGCCACUCUCCGCCGGUCGGGUCUUUGUCGCAUCGACACCGUCGAACUCGCAGUCGAGCAAUUCUCGGGGCGAACAUUCGCAGCCCGAUCAUGACUAUGGUCUUGGUCCCCCAGUUCACGGGUCUCAACAGGAUGGAGAUACGCAGGUGUCUGAUGACUUUCCACAGGGUCAAGGCCAGCCGAGAGGCUUGGAAUUAGACGGUUCACAUCCGGCAGGCCAAGGGCAGGGAGAUCCUACGCCCUCGUCUCCUCGGUCUGUGUCUACUGAGCUUUCAUCGUCGUAUGAGCGCCUGUUGAACUUGGAUCCUUUCGAGGAUAAUCCGGAUACUUCGGCUGCGACGCAACCAGCAACGCAGCCUGUCACACGGCAUGCGAUGCAACAGACAACACAGCUCGUUACACAGCCUGUAACACAACAAGCAACGCAGCUCGCCACGCAGCCUGCGACGCAACCUAACGAAAUAGAGGAUAGGCAGUUAGCCUCCCCUCCUACUGACGUACAUGACGCGGAAUCUCGUCCAACCGACCUUGACCGUUUACCCGGUAUGAGUCAGGUGGAGUUCCCUUCUGUCCCUCCGGGUGCACCAUCAACCAGUACUACCGUCACCGUGCCCAAGAACGUUGCCGGUCUGCUAGGGCCAAAGAAAUUAUGGCGGAUGCAGGCGCUCUUCCCUGGCGCACGCAUAUCGACCGAGCAGACAGGCAUGUCUUCGGAAGAGAGGGCGUCCACUUUCGCUGGACCUCGCGAAUCCAUGCGGGACAUGCCGCCGUCGAAUGCAUCUGCUGUCCAAGGCAGUUUAACUACUCCUAUAACUCCAAUCCCGAUACCAUCGCAUCACAACGUGGUGACAUCGAGAACGCGUUACUCCGACGAUAUGGAGGUAGUGCCGGAUUCAGAAGCCACAGAUGUUGAGAUGGCGCGACAGAACAGUUCUCCGCCUGUGCCUCUCGCUCGUCUACCUGCACCAGUUCCUGAGGCACGGUCACGUGGACAUGUCGUUCAGCGAAUGACGAGCCAGACCGAAGAGAAUUCGGACGAAGAAGUGAUCCAAGAUUCCGCCUUGUACGAUGAGGACGAAGCUUCAGGCGACGAAGAUGACCAGGAUGAGGUUCCGUUGGCUGCGGUAGUUCCAACUCCAGUGGUGCAGCAGCAGAAGGGCAAGGGGAAGGCCCCUGCUGGUCGACUGACUCGGGUGGCAGGUGUCAAGAUUGCUAAGAAAGCCACGGAGCCUUUCGAGGCAGACAUGGAGGAGAUCGGUCGUUACAGCGGAUUCGAAGACCCACCAUCUCGGGAAACGAGGAUAAUACCAUCCUCCGACCCUUUGACAGAUUACGGACCUGUCGCAGCUAACGCUCUCGCUGGCUCUUGGGAAUGUAAGAGUGCGGUACAACCUGAAGAAGACGCAACUAAAGGGUGCAGAAAGUCCGUCACACCUGUUGUCCAGAAGGGACGCAGAACACCAGCGACGCGAACUGUUGAGGAUCUGGACACAGAAAUGCCGGACUGUGGUGAGGAAGAUACUACAGAGCCUGCUGACGACGAUUACAUGGACGACGAUGAAGAGGAUGCUGCGCCUGCACCACUCAGGCGAGGUCGCAAGAGGGGACGGGCGGCCUCCGUGAGGAAGAAACUCCCUCCCAGGGCCGCCGCAAAGGCCGCCAAAGCUCUAGCGGAUACUCCUCGACCGACCAAAAAGCUCAAGGCUUCCUCCUCUGGUGUGAAAGAAGAUUUUUCGGCCGCUACGCGCGUAUUUGCCCUCUGGAAACAGGAUGGGCACUACUAUGCCGGCACCGUUUACUCAAUUUCCACGACUUCUCCACCACGAUAUCUCAUUCACUUUGACGAUCGUACCGAAAGCGUUGUUGAUCUGUCGAAGAUGCGGCUUUGCAAAUUCAAUAUAGGGGACCACGUUUUGCUAGGGGACAAUCAAAGAGGGACAAUUGCCGUGUGGACAGGAUGCAGUGCGGACGACGAGGUCACCGUGAAGGUCGAUAAUGGUGAUGACUUCGAGACCUCCGUCGUGGAGCUACAAGAAGUACGGAUCGCUUCGCGUACCCUGGUGACUGAAUGGAAAGAUCGAAUGCUGACUACCGAAUCGGUGGUGACCGCACUCCGACCCAGUCUCAAAGUUAGUCCGUCUCCCUCGAAGUUGACCGUCGUCAGUGCUGGCUCUGUUAGGAUCUCGCGCAAGCCUCUUGCGAAGACUGGAUUUGUUGUCACCCUGAGUGCAGGUAACGACAACUGGGAAGCUGUGAAGGAUGGCGUCAUGGCUAGUAUCAGGAACCUGGGAGGUGUGGUUAUUGAAGACUGGACAACCAUCUUCACUAUGGAAGGAUCUCACAGUCAAAACAACAAGUGUUGGAUCCUGCGGAAGGAGGACGUUCGCUGGAUCAAGAGCGAUACCGUAGAGAGAGUAUUCCUCUUGUCUGAUGACGCGAACCAGAAACCCAAAUUCCUCAUGGCCCUUGCCCUCGGGGUUCCGUGCAUAUCCGUCGGUUGGCUUAAAAACCUAGCACAUCAAACCGACCAUGACUGGCAGCCGUAUUUGCUGCCCGCAGGGUACUCUGACUCCCUCGAAGCCCGCGUUUCUCAGAUGGUUGAUCUCGAUUGGGGAAAUAGCAUCGAAUACCUCGAAGAUAUAAUGAGGAAUCCAGUUGCAUCGAAGCUAUUCGAAGAUCUAUCCAUACUUUGCGUUCACUCGGAAUUUGUGCCCCUCCAUCCCCGGGCGGCCAAGCGAAAUGCUACGGAUGCGGCCAGGGCAAAGGAGGCGAGCCGCAUGGUGCCUCGAAUUCUGCUGUGUAUGGGCGCGUCUUAUGUUGAGGCAGUGCCCGACGUCCUAUAUGCAUCGUCCAAGGACCUCAAAGUGUACAAUUAUGUUGUCGUGAAAGACGCAGGCGAUGCCGCGAAUCUUCUGACCACCGCUGGCGAUGUUAACUGCGUGCAUUUGCCGUGGGUGAAGGACUGCCUCAUCGCGGGGCGACUCCUUCGUCGCCCUGAAUACUAA